GGCUAGCGAAGAUGUUAUAUGAUGGAAUCUGCAACAUUCUAGAGCCGAAGUUGAUAGAAAUAAACUCUUCAUAACGUUUUGUGCCAUCCAAUGUAAAUAAGUCGUGAAUUGGAUUAUUUUUGGGGGCGGUGAAGAGGGGGUGUUAGCAUCAGAAAAUGGGAGGCUCGCCAUCUUCACAACGCGUUAAAUUUGAGGACGAAAGAAGGAGAUAUAUACAGAAAUCUAUUAAAAGGGCAGCAAAGGGUCAAGAUGAUGACAUCGACGGAAUUCCAGCACGGCAGUCUAAUAUAACAAUUAACCCGGCAGCAGAAGAUUAUCCCUUUGAAAAUCUCGUGUUCGAGGGCGGAGGAAUCAAGACAAUUUCGUACAUCGGCGUCAUAAAGGCCCUUUCUGAUGCCAACAUUUUGAAGAACAUUGACAGAUUUGGUGGAUCAAGUACCGGGGCGUACAUUGGGUUACUGCUGGCCCUGGAAUGUUCUACUGAAGAAAUAGAGAAGAUAUUGCUUAGAAAUCCUAGGACAUUCUAUGAGUCAUGGGCGUGUUGCAUUUCUUGCAAAUUGUUUUCCAACUAUGGGUGGCAGCCUUAUGAAAAUGAAUUCGACUUUAUGGGCAAAAUCAUCGAGGAAAAGCUGGGAGAGAAGGACGCCACAUUUCUUGACUUGUAUGUGAAGACAAAAAAGGAGUUAUGCGUAGUCAUAUCGAAUAUCAGCCAUAAAGAGGAAGAAUACAUGCAUGUUAAAACGACACCUAACCUACCAUUAAGGGAGGCUGUGCGCAUGUCCACGUCAUAUCCGGGAUUCUUCCGACCCGUGAUAUACCAGCAGAAUGGGGUGGACUGUUACAUGGUGGACGGGGGACUUGUUUCCAAUUAUCCUGUCCAUUGCUUCGAUGGGUGGUGGUUGUCGAUGGAACCAGAAGAUUCAUUCUUCAACAAACUGCACGAAAUUUUUGACACCCCAAGCAUUAUUGGGAAGAGGGAUAGGUUCAACCUACGGGGGGAUGAGAGAGACAGGACUCUUGGGGUUCUCUUGUAUAGUGAUACAGACGACGAUCUGUAUAGAUCAUACUUCAAACACAGCUCGGAAUACGACAUUGUCCAAUUCCCGGAUACACCAUUAGGAAGAAAAGCCAGGUAUAACCAGCGGUUGAGACGAGAAGAACUGUCGGUGAAGGAGGCGUUCAGACGUCUGAUUCAGGCCAUGCGGAAAAGGAACAUUACAGCCAACGUGUCCAUCCCAGUACCCACACUGAGGGAAAUAUUGGCAGAUGAAAAAUUUACAAGUCGGCAUAGAGAAACGAUAUUUGGAAAGAAUUGCACGGUUGACGAUAUAAUACAGAGGUUUGAUACACACAACAGUGGAUGGACAAAUGAAAAGUUUAUAAAGCUUAUGGAAGGUUUAUGCUUCGACAUUCUUCGCGGAAAGUUCUUGGGAGAAGUGACUGAAAUCAAGGAUGCGUUUUCCUACGGCUCGAGCGUCCUAGAGGCUGCUACUAGGACGUGUGAAAGGAUGCAUUUCAAUCAUGACGUUUUGGUAAGGACCAUGGGCAUUGAUACCCACCACAUUGGUACAUUUACAAAGGAACUGAAAGUAGAGGAUAAGGACUUCGUUGUUCAAUCUGCUUAUGACGACACCAUGAGCUUUCUGAGGAAGUACGCCAAAAACAUGAAGGAUCCGAGUGCGUUGAGUUCUAUCCCUUUACAAUCCUUUGUACCGACUAGUGAUGUUUCUGUUGUAUACAACCAUGAAGAGUUUCAACAGGACGCCGAUAUGACGUACGCAACCGUAGGGAUACGAGGCGUGCCAAACUGACGUCAUAGAUCAUUAUACUCUUGCUCACUUGAUUCAAAGCAUUUUACUGUUGAUUGCUUUACGAAGGAAACGUGCAGUUGCUAUUUCAUACUUAAUAAUUGAAUGUCAUAUUCUGGUAUAAUUAUACGUGCUUAUUGUAUUUCACUCCGAUUCCACGUGAAUAAUCUUUUGAACGUUUGCAAGUGUCACAGUGUACAUUUUACUUGAGCAUGAGUUUUAGCAUUUAGUUUUUAUAUUCGUGCUGUUUAUAUACGAAACAAUUUUUUGGAAUAAAUAUGUUGAAUAUUAA
Molecule: messenger RNA, 2100 nt
Organism: Magallana angulata
Lineage: Eukaryota; Metazoa; Mollusca; Bivalvia; Ostreida; Ostreidae
Exons: 15
Coding region: 156-1811 (551 amino acids)
Biological process (GO): lipid metabolic process
Source: RefSeq, a predicted model, not a curated record